Messenger RNA from Portunus trituberculatus (swimming crab), 549 nucleotides. RefSeq lists its product as uncharacterized. The record is from RefSeq and is a predicted model, not a curated record. Bases 1 to 549 code for a protein of 182 amino acids. Lineage: Eukaryota; Metazoa; Arthropoda; Malacostraca; Decapoda; Portunidae. The transcript is spliced from 4 exons.
AUGCCCACCCGUCAGACUGCUCGCCAUAACUCCAUCGGGAACAGCCCUCUACCACCCAACGCCAGCCUCACUACCCUCUAUCACCCUAUCAACCUCUCCCUAUCCGCCAUCACUAACCCCGAAGUCCUCCCCAUCCUCCACCAAACACCCCCAUCACCUCUCAUCUUCCCCGAGCUUCUAUCAGCCUCUCCCAGCCUCCCGCAGACCUUCUUCACCUGCUUCCCUCUGUCCUCUUCGCUAUUCCACAGCUAUUGCCAGUCCAUCCCCCCUUACAGCUCCCAACGUCGCAGCUUUCCUUUCAUCAGCCAUCUCUACCUUUCCGAAGUCUCCACCAGCCUCUCCCAUCCCUCCUGUCCACCUCAACCUUCCCUGUCCUCCACUGAAAAGCCUUCUCUUAGUCUCCACAUGCCUUCCCCUGAUUCUUCUCCCCCAGAAUCAUCAUCUCCCCCUUCCUCCUGCCACUCCUCCCCGCGCUGCCCACCACACCAUCAGGCGCUGCUAAUGCGUUCUGAUCCCAUUAUGAGUCCGAAGAGCGUCAAGCGGGUGUGA